Messenger RNA from Acanthoscelides obtectus, 222 nucleotides. The record is from the annotation of a GenBank genome assembly. Lineage: Eukaryota; Metazoa; Arthropoda; Insecta; Coleoptera; Chrysomelidae.
AUGAAGCCGUUUAUUCAUGCAGACGAAUAUGUGAACAGAAAGAACUUUGCUAGUAUAAAUAUACAAGCAACGUGCAAUUCAAACGAAGAGUUCACAAGUGUGGAUGUUUCUUGGCCAGGAUUUGUACUCGACUCUCGGAUAUGGAAGAAUUCUGAUAUAUACAACGUUAUGAAAUUGAAUAGGGCUAGUGCUGUUUUGUUGGGAGUCUCUGGGUAUGUAUAG